Drosophila navojoa is the source of this 555-nucleotide messenger RNA. It is a transcript of the gene mRpS18C, whose product is annotated as mitochondrial ribosomal protein S18C. NCBI's taxonomy places the organism in Eukaryota, Metazoa, Arthropoda, Insecta, Diptera, Drosophilidae. Gene Ontology annotation, biological process: mitochondrial translation. Gene Ontology annotation, cellular component: ribosome; mitochondrial small ribosomal subunit. The record is from RefSeq and is a predicted model, not a curated record. Gene Ontology annotation, molecular function: small ribosomal subunit rRNA binding; structural constituent of ribosome.
ACUUUUCUACCUGGUGUGCCUCGCUGCCCUAAUAACCGAAAGCGGAAAUAUUAAAGAUGUUUAAGUUAACAAGACUUAUCGCUCGAAAUGCAAAUGUGGGUAGUUUGAGGGGCACGCAACAACUAUUACCUCGCUUGUUCGCCAAUGCGCCUGCUGUGAGUGAGGAGGAAAACACAGCCACAACAAAAAAUGCCGACGAACCUAUUGAUAUACCAAAUCCCUUUGAAAAGGACCCACAGCAGUGCAUAUUGUGCAAGCACAACAUAACACCGCACUACAAGAACGUAAAGCUGCUGUCCCAGUUCCAAUCGCCCUACACGGGUCGCAUUUACGGCCGCCACAUAACCGGGUUAUGCAAGCAGAAACAGGAGGAUGUGGAGAAGGCGAUAAUACGCGCCCAACGCUGCCUGCUAAUGCCGGGCUACCACAAGGAUUUGGACUUCCUGCAAGAUCCCAAGCUCUUCGAUCCUGAAAAGCCAGUGCGCCCACAUAAAUAUUAGACACACGUUUUUCGUUUUGUUUUGUUUGCCGAAAUACAUUUUAAUACUAAUUGUA